AGCUGCUCUUGAGCCUGUAUCUCUCUUCUCUCUUCUGCUCAGUACACAGUGUGCUCCCAAAGUGCCUCAUGUGUGCGAGUUAUAAAAGUCAGUGUACCACUGUAACUAUAACUGAGUGUGAACCAGGCUUAGUGUGUUCUUCUCUGCGAUAUAGUGUCAUUGUGUCAGAGUUGGGUGUGAGUUCUGCCGCAGUUGCACGAAUAUGCCUUGAACAAGACCUGUGUUCUCUGCUAAGUCCAGUGGCUUCAGGCAUAACUUACUCAGCUAACUUUGGAGUGGCAUCCGUCUUUGGUUUUGUCUCCUGCUGUGAUAACGAUCUUUGCAAUAGCAAAAUCAUCCCUGAAGUCGACAACACCCCGAAUGGACUGAUAUGUCCCACCUGCAAUAGUGUAAAAGACCCAACCUGCAACUCUACAGUGUUCUGUGUGGGAAACCAAGAUAGAUGUGCAAACGGCACCCUUCCAAAUAUGCAAAUUUUUGGCCCAGCAGUAAACAUGCCUGUGAUGGGAUGUGUCUCCAAAAGUGUUUGUGAAGCUACCAGUAUCACAACUUUCACUUGCACUUCAGCCAGAUUAUCUAAUAGGAGUGAAGCCUGCAUCAGACUGGACCUCAGCCUUUUAAUCCUGGCCGUGACUGCUACCUUACUACUUCAAUAGAGACUCUCUCUCUCCCUCUACUUAUGUACACAUAUGUUAAUAGCAAAAUAUUUAAGCACAUAUUAAUGCCUCAUGUCUCUCUGUCUCACUCAACACAAUAUUUGUAUGUAAUAUGUAUGGAUUUGAAUCUUGACUGUUGUAUUGUUUGUCGGUAUAAGAAGUGUAUAGUGAUCAAAAUCAGACUGUUAUUUCAAUUAAACUCUCCUGCAAAGUGAAAACUUUAAAAAUGUGAAAAAAUGUUUAGAUACUACUUUUCCUCAGUGGCAGCACUUAAAGUAGGACAUAGAUAAAUAUGUAGCAAUUACAAGUAAUAUGACAUACUUUAGAAAAAGUAAUUACAAGUUAUUUUUACAUACUUACUUGCAA
Messenger RNA from Pygocentrus nattereri (red-bellied piranha), 1022 nucleotides. RefSeq names its product phospholipase A2 inhibitor subunit gamma A-like. The transcript has 5 exons. The record is from RefSeq and is a predicted model, not a curated record. The coding region runs from base 69 to 656 and encodes 195 amino acids. Lineage: Eukaryota; Metazoa; Chordata; Actinopteri; Characiformes; Serrasalmidae.